Messenger RNA from Loxodonta africana (African savanna elephant), 2913 nucleotides. It is a transcript of the gene NTN4, whose product is annotated as netrin 4. Gene Ontology annotation, cellular component: laminin trimer. The coding region runs from base 220 to 2106 and encodes 628 amino acids. NCBI's taxonomy places the organism in Eukaryota, Metazoa, Chordata, Mammalia, Proboscidea, Elephantidae. The transcript is spliced from 10 exons. Gene Ontology annotation, biological process: tissue development; animal organ morphogenesis; substrate adhesion-dependent cell spreading. Gene Ontology annotation, molecular function: protein binding. The record is from RefSeq and is a predicted model, not a curated record.
GCCCGGGCCCCGCCAGGCCGGUGCCCGAGGGUCACCCCCAACCCAGCGCGGCCACGGCCCGCGGCACCCGGCCGCCGGCGCCCACUGACUGAGCCUGACGCCCCAGGAGGAGGAAGAAAUAAAGAACCCCGUUUCCUCCCGAGGACGGUUGGCGAUUCAUCCCACAGCCGAGAGGUCUCGGCUCCCUCCCGCACCCGCCCGGCCCGGCCCCUCCCGGCCAUGGGGAGCUGCGCGCGGCUGCUGCUGCUUUGGGGCUGCUCCGCGGUGGCCGCAGGACUGAGCGGAGUAGCUGGAGCAAGUUCCCGCUGUGAAAAAGCCUGUAACCCUCGGAUGGGAAAUUUGGCUUUAGGGAGAAAACUCUGGGCGGACACCACCUGUGGUCAGAACGCUACUGAACUGUACUGCUUCUAUAGUGAGAACACUGAUCUGACUUGUCAGCAGCCCCAAUGUGACAAAUGCAAUGCUGCCCAUCCUCACCUGGCUCACCUGCCAUCUGCCAUGGCAGACUCGUCCUUCAGGUUUCCUCGCACGUGGUGGCAAUCUGCUGAGGAUGUGCACAGAGAAAAGAUUCAGUUAGACCUGGAAGCUGAAUUCUACUUCACUCACCUAAUUAUGGUGUUUAAGUCCCCCAGGCCAGCAGCCAUGGUCCUGGACCGGUCCCAGGACUUUGGGAAAACAUGGAAGCCUUACAAGUACUUUGCAAUUAACUGCUCGGCUACAUUUGGCCUGGAAGAUGAUGUUGUCAAGAAGGGAGCUAUUUGCACUUCUAGAUACUCCAAUCCUUUUCCAUGCACUGGAGGAGAGGUUAUUUUCAGAGCUUUAUCACCACCAUAUGAUGCAGAGAACCCUUACAGUGCCAAAGUUCAGGAGCAGUUGAAGAUCACCAACCUCCGUGUGCAGCUACUAAAACGACAGUCUUGUCCCUGUCAGAGAAAUGACCUGAAUACAAAGCCUCAGCAUUUUACACACUAUGCAAUAUAUGAUUUCAUUGUCAAGGGAAGCUGCUUCUGUAAUGGCCACGCUGAUCAGUGCGUACCUGUGGAUGGCUUCAGACCUGUCAAGGCACCAGGAGCAUUCCACAUGGUCCAUGGGAAGUGUAUGUGUAAGCACAACACAGCAGGCACCCACUGCCAACACUGUGCGCCAUUAUACAAUGACCGCCCCUGGGAGGCAGGUGAUGGCAAAACAGGGGCUCCUAAAGAGUGCAGAACCUGCAAAUGCAAUGGGCAUGCUGAUACUUGUCGCUUUGACAUGGCUGUGUGGGAGGCAUCAGGGAAUCGUAGUGGUGGUGUCUGCAAUGACUGUCAGCACAACACAGAAGGUCAGCACUGCCAGCGGUGUAAGCCAGGUUUCUACCGUGACCUCCGGAGACCCUUCUCUGCCCCAGAUGCUUGCAAAUUAUGUUCCUGCCAUCCAGUUGGAUCAGCUGUCCUUCCUUUCAGCUCAGUGACCUUCUGUGACCCCAGCAAUGGUGACUGCCCUUGCAAGCCUGGGGUGGCAGGACCACAUUGUGACAGGUGCAUGGUGGGAUACUGGGGCUUUGGAGACUAUGGCUGCAGACCUUGUGACUGUGCUGGGAGCUGUGACCCACUCACAGGAGAUUGUAUCAGCAGCAGCACAGACAUAGACUGGUAUCACGAAGCUCCUGUCUUCCAUUCCAUGGACAAUAAUAGUGAACCAACCUGGGAGUGGGAGGAUGAGCAAGGAUUUUCUGCACUUCGACAUUCAGGUAAAUGUGAAUGUAAGGAACAGGUGUUAGGAAACUCCAAGGCAUUCUGUGGAAUGAAAUAUUCAUAUGUGCUAAAAAUUAAGAUUUUAUCAGCUCACGAUAAAGGCUCCCAUGCUGAGGUCAAUGUGAAUGUAAAAAAAGUCUUAAAAUCUACCAAACUGAAGAUUUUACGAGGAAAGCGAACAUUGUAUCCAGAAUCAUGGACUAACAGAGGCUGCACUUGUCCAGUCCUCAAUCCUGGUUUGGAGUACCUUGUAGCAGGACAUGAGGAUGUGAGAACAGGCAAACUGGUUGUGAAUAUGAAAAGUUUUGUCCAGCACUGGAAACCAUCUCUUGGAAGAAAAGUCAUGGACAUUCUAAAAAGAGAGUGCAAGUAGCAGCAAAAAACAUGUAUAGCACAUAAUGGCACUUCUCUAUGUACAAAACACCAACUAAAUGGAAAGGAGACCUCAAAAUGAAACUGGAAUUUUUUUAAGUGCCAAAAUAUAUAGAAAUGGUCCAGUGUAUAGGCUUUGUCUAACCUAAUCUCUCCCUGAGCCCAUGUUUAAAUACAGUUUUGUUUCAUAAAGAAGAGUAGAAAACCAUAUGCUGAUACCAGUUUUCUAUGGGACUGAUUCUGAAAUUCAUAACUAUUUAGAAUAUUUGAAUAGCAGUGAGAUAUUUAGCAGUAAUCCAUUAAGGCCAAUACAUCUAACAAGGACUCCUCCGAGCUUCAAAUAUGUUACAUACAUUUGAUGCUACUUAAAUUAAUGAAUGAGAUUUUAAGGAAUCCCAACCCUACUAUCAGGAAAGGUAUUUCUUAAAAAGAGCCUUCUCUUGUUUGUUAUGUAUGAACUUUGGUCUGUGGGGUGUUACAUGGAACCUCUCCACAUGUGUAUAGUAUUUCCUUGUAUAAAGCACUUUACUACCUACCACAUGUGUUGUGAAAGUUUGGAGAUUGUUGUUGACAGAAAGAAAGUAUGUGUAAGAAAAUCUACUGAAACAGAAGCACUGCCACUACAUGUGGACAAAAGUGACCAUAUAAAGGAAGUUGUACUAUUUAACUGAACACCUGGAGAAACUAUGUGAAGAUGCAACCUUAAAGGAAGAUAUGUUUGCAUGAAGUCUCAGCUCCAGGCUAGAGGUUAGAUUCCACAGAUAAUGGCCAUAAUGAAACUUUAAAAAAAAAAAAAAAAAAAACUAAA